This is a messenger RNA of Perkinsus marinus ATCC 50983, 528 nucleotides long. RefSeq lists its product as hypothetical. The record is from RefSeq and is a predicted model, not a curated record. Lineage: Eukaryota; Perkinsozoa; Perkinsida; Perkinsidae. The transcript has 3 exons. Bases 1 to 528 code for a protein of 175 amino acids.
AUGGACCUUCUACGGCGUGACCUCAAUACUAUCAGCAGUACCUGGCAAGAGCAGUUCGAUGCGGCCUUCAAGGCGUUAGAGGUGACCAACAAGGAUAUUGCAGUUGUGAAGAAGGCGCGGAACAAGUUGGUGGAUAGUGUGAGACAGGAGCUAGCCUCUCUGUUGGGUAUGAGUAGAGAGAUCAAGAUGCUGCGAGACGAGCGACACGAGGUAGCUGCUAGCAUAGGCAAACUGGUGGAACAACUCAAGACAGUUGAAGGUGUGAGCAACGAUGCGGCUCCGAUCGAAGGCGGAGCGGUAUCGCCAUUCAAGGUGCUACAAAUGCAGCAGCCUGAGCGUGGUAACUUCCCUUGUGGUACCGGAAGGCAUGCUUGCCGCGACAGGUAUACAGUCCCAGUUGGACCAGAACACGCCGAUGACCCGCCGGACCAACCCGAAUACGCCACCAGGAUCAGCUCAGCUCCAUGGAUCCUCACGGGCUCGAUAGGCCUCAUCUGCCAAGCCAUUGACUUCAGUCGUUUCAGGUGA